Ectocarpus sp. CCAP 1310/34 is the source of this 2622-nucleotide messenger RNA. The record is from the annotation of a GenBank genome assembly. Lineage: Eukaryota; Phaeophyceae; Ectocarpales; Ectocarpaceae.
AUGGAUCUCGGAGAUACGAGUGUGUUCACCGACGAGCUGCUCAUGGACGGGGGCAUCACUCUCACGGGAACGUUGGAACCAUGCUCGGACUGCAUGAAGGCGAAGGGCAAGAGGGCGUCGGUGCCGAAGGGGCCGGGAGCGUGGGCGUCGAAGCCUCUCGGGCGUGUUCACCUGGACCUGUGUGGACCGUUGGCGCCUUCCCUGGGCGGCAACCCCUACUUGUUCGUCGCCGUAGACAGCGCCUCGCGGUGGAACAAGGUCCACGGUCUCCGGCGGAAGUCCGACGCGCUGGCGGCUACGAAACGGCUGCUGGCGGACGUGGGGCGGUAUGACCUCGGCCGCAUCGAGUGCUUCCGGAUCGACAACGAGUGGACCCGGGGCGAGUUUCGGCGUUUCUGCGCCGACAACGGCAUCGGCGUCGAGUUCACCCCGCCUGGCGUCCCGCAGUACAACGGCGUCGUCGAGAGCGCCAUCUGGCGCAUCAUGAAGGCCGGCAUGGCCGCUCGCCGCAGCGCUGCCCGUGUGCUCAACGUCGAAUACGCCUCCAUCACCGGCCUCGACCCGCGCGGUGACCGUCUGUGGUUGGAAUCUGCGAAGUGGGCCGCCGACUCUCUCAACCAGUCGGUGACCAAGGCCAACCCCGGGCGUCGUUCUCCGCACGAGCUAUUCACCGGUCAGCAGGGGCCGUUCCGCGUGCUGCCGUUCUUCCAGCCCGGCUACAUGCGUGAGGAUCGCCGCACCAAGCUCGACGACCAGGCCACCCUAUGCUAUUACCUGAACGGCGGCGACAACCACCCGAGCGGCACCGUCAAGGUCCUCAAGGCCCGGCGAGGGGGGUUCCGCUGGUAUCCCCGCUGCGCCGACGCCUCCCCCGUUCACGCCGGUCGUCUCGAUCAACUUCGGCCCAGCCCCGACGCCUUCGACCGCCGCACAGCCGCCGCCAGCGCCCACGCCCACGCCGUCGCCCGCACCCGCUCCUGGCCAGCCGCCCUCUGCCGCUUCGCCGUCAUCGUCGGCGACCCCCGCUCCUGGCCAGACUCCUUCUGCCGCAUCGCCGUCACCGUCGGCGACCACAUCUCCAGUUCAGCUACCGCCGUUACCGCCGCCGCCGCUGGGCCCCGCGUUGCCCCCGCUCUCGGCUCACGCCAUGCCGCAGCUUCGCCCGGGCAAGAAGGCCGAGGGUAUGAAGGACCCGCGGCUGCCAGGCCGCACGACAUCGGGCACGAGGCACACCGCAGGGCUCAUCUCGAUGCUGGACAAGAACACGCUGGUAUCGAUGCUGGAGGCCCAGAGCGCGGUAGAGGAGGAGCGCAGGGAGUCGGGGGGAGCGGGGACCGGAGAGCCGGGGGAGCGGAGGCUGGAGAGCAGGGGGGAGCGCUCGCAGCCGUGGACCUGGGGGCUGGAGGAGCGGGCAUUCCACUUGCAUGUUCCACGCUCCUCGCCAACCGGGAAGACAUCGAUACCAUGCUGCGCGACCAGCGCCCGCCGGAGCAACGCCCUGAUCUCCCGCACUGCCAGGCGAGCGACCUUCGCAUCCCCAAGAGCUACAACGGGGCUAUGGCGUCGGAGUACCGGCACCUCUGGGACGACUCGAUGAAAAGGGAGUAUUUUGGGUUGCUGGAAGCGGGGACUUUUACUCCGGCGAAGAUGUUGGCAGCGUUGGCGUGCGAGUUGAACCUCGACUUGUGUCAUUUCGAUAUUGAGCAAGCUUUUUUGCGUUCGGAGUUGGAAGAAGACGUACUCAUGCGAUUGCCGCAGGGAUGUGGAGCUCUAUCUGGGUUGGUGGUAAAACUAGGCAAGAGUCUGUAUGGCUUGAGACAGGCCUCUAGGCAGUGGCAUGCAAUGCUGAAGAGGUGUUUGGUUGCGUUGGGAUUUGACCAGUGCAUGGCCGAUGCUCGUGUGUUUCGAUUGAUUGAAGGGGGGGGGGUGUUUUUGAUUUUGGUAGUACAUGUAGAAGACAUUUUUGCUGUGGGAGAGGGGGAGAGAUGUGACAAGUUUGGCGCCGACCUUAACAAGUCCGUGCCGGUGAAGAACCUGGGAGAGUUGAGAUGGUAUUAUGGGUGCUUUUACGAGAGAAGCAAGGAGACUGGUAGGCUGACGAUUUCUCAGCAGACUUUCACGGAUGAGCUAGCAGCAGAGUGCACUGGGAUGCAGCGAUGGGGGUACGCUGAUGCGGACUUUGCGAGCAAGGCAGCAGACCGUAGGUCGAUAUCAGGGGGGAUAGUAACAUGCGGAGGAGGCGUUGUGUCUUGGUUUUCCAGAACGCAGAAGUGCGUUACGCUUUCGACAACAGAAGCAGAGUAUGUCGCGCUUGGCGAUGUAGUGAAGGAGAUUUUAUUUUUGAGGCAGGUUUGGCGAUUUAUGUUUCCGAAGGUCAGCAUGCCGUGCAUCCCAGUCUUUGAGGACAACCAGGGGGCGAUUCAACGAGCGCAGAACCCCAUCUCGAACUCGAACUCGAAGCACAUUGAUGUAAGGCACCAUUUUCUCAGGGAACUGGUAGAGAGGAAGGAGAUUUCGGUGAUUCACGUGCCGUCUCCGUACCAGCGUGCAGACUUUCUUACGAAAAGUUUGCCCAAGGAUGCGUUCGAGUCUCACCGUGAUUUUGUGAUGAAUUUGGCAUGA